This is a messenger RNA of Pomacea canaliculata, 600 nucleotides long. RefSeq names its product venom protein 164-like. The transcript is spliced from 4 exons. The coding region runs from base 134 to 475 and encodes 113 amino acids. The record is from RefSeq and is a predicted model, not a curated record. NCBI's taxonomy places the organism in Eukaryota, Metazoa, Mollusca, Gastropoda, Architaenioglossa, Ampullariidae.
AAGGCCUGCACUUCUCCCUAGUUUCUUCGGAAGAGUCAGUGUUUCCGAUUAACCACUUGUAGCUUUGUCUUGCGGUCCGAUCGGACAGGAGAUUUUUGAAAUCUUUGGGGAUAAUCAUACCAAGAAGACAGUCAUGAACCCAAUCCUCGCUGUUACUUGUUUGAUCAUGCUCGCCGUCGCCAUGGCAGCAGGUGAAGCAGUGGGUACUGCCUGCAGCACGAGCGGCGACUGUCCAGCAGACUACUGCUGCGUUUCUCUCGCAAGACCCAUCGGCAAGAAAAGACAAGUCCUCGUGCGAGAAGGAGGAACCUGUCAGCCUCUUGGACAGAAGGCCGAGGGCUGUUUGGUCAGAACGGGUGCAUACAGCGAUACCCAGAUGUACUUCAGUUGCCCGUGUGUCAGUGGCCUCAAGUGCCGGGGAAAUGGAAUGUUCGACAUUCCUCUCGGAGAAACAGGUACUUGCGAGUCUUCAUGAACGGCGAGAAAUGAUAAAAUUCACAAGUUCGGUGGUCGCCAUGUAGGCAGUGCUCCAUACUCACCCUGACACGUGUUUAAGGUCGGCGUCGUCAGUGAAAUAUAAAACUUGAAUGUCACAAACCA